GACCCUGAAGGAGGAGGAGGAGGAGGAGGAGGAGGAGGAGGAAGCCAGCAGCAGCAGCAGCCUCGACAGGUGCCAGGCUGGGAGGGCCCCUGCCUUGGCUCCCUUCCUUGGCCCUCUGGGGCUCGGAGAAGAUGGUCUCCAAGCUGAGCCCUUUGCAGAGCGAGCUCCUCCGCGCCUUGCUGGGCUCGGGCCUCUCCAGGGAGCAAUUGCUCCAAGCCGUCGAGGAACUCAUGCCAGGCGGCGGCAGCAGCAACAGCAGCAGCAGCAGGGCGAGUAACACCAGUCCCAAUGGCACCCACUUCGGGGUCAAGCUGGAGAACCUGCAGCUCUCCCCGGGACACGCCGAGGCCUCCUCCACCGGGGAGAGCAAGCUGGUCUUCCACACUCUGACCAACGGCAGCAGCAGCGGCAGCAAAGGCAAGCUCUCCGGGGACGACGAAGGCUCCGAGGACGGCGACGACUUCGACACGCCGCAGAUCCUCCGCGAACUGCAGGCUCUCAACACCGAGGAAGCCGCCGAGCAAAGGGCCGAAGUGGAAAGAAUGGUCAGCGAGGACCCUUGGCGGGGCAAAAUGAUAAAAGGUUACAUGCAACAACACAACAUCCCCCAAAGGGAAGUGGUGGACGUCCACUGGACUGAACCGUCUCAUCUCUCCCAACAUCUCAACAGGGGACCCCCAUGAAAACCCAGAAAGCGUGCAGCCCUCUACACGUGGUACGUCCAGCAGAGGGAGAUUCUUAGGCAAUUCAACCAGACAGUCCAGGGUUCUGGAAAUAUGACAGACAAAAGCAGUCAAGAUCAGCUGCUGUUUCUCUUUCCAGAGUUCAACCAGCAAAGCCAGGGCAUGGGCCAGAUAGACGACUCCUGUGCCGAAACGCCCAGCAAGAAGAUGCGGCGCAACCGCUUCAAGUGGGGUCCUGCUUCUCAGCAGAUAUUGUACCAGGCCUACGACCGGCAAAAGAACCCCAGCAAGGAGGAAAGGGAAGCCUUGGUAGAGGAGUGCAACAGGGCAGAAUGCCUCCAGCGAGGUGUGUCCCCUUCGAAAGCGCAUGGCUUGGGUUCAAAUUUGGUGACGGAAGUCCGCGUCUACAACUGGUUUGCAAACCGGAGGAAAGAGGAGGCCUUUCGCCAAAAGUUGGCCAUGGACGCCUACAACACAGGCCAGCCUCACACCAUGAACCUUUUGCUCUCUCACGGCUCUCCUCACCAUGCCCAAACCAGCUCUUCCCCGCCAAGCAAAAUGCCAGGAGUGCGCUACAGCCAGCCCGGGAGCAAUGAAGUCACGUCGUCCUCGGCCAUUAGUCAUCAUGGGAACAGCUCUAUGGUGACAACCAGCCAGGCUAUUCUCCAGCAAGGGUCUCCAGCCGGUUUGGACCCGAGCCACGGCCACAGCCUGCUCUCGCCGGAUGGUAAAAUGAUUACAGUUUCUGGAGGUGGGCUCCCCCCGGUCAGCACUCUCACCAAUAUCCACAGUUUCUCCCAUCACAAUCCACAACAGUCCCAGAACCUCAUCAUGGCGCCCUUGUCGGGAGUCAUGGCUAUCACACAAAGCUUAAACAGUUCCCAAGCGCAGACGGUGCCCGUCAUCAACAGCGUGGCCAGCAGCCUGGCAGCCCUGCAACCCGUCCAGUUCUCCCAGCAGCUGCACAGCCCUCACCAGCAAUCCCUCAUCCAACAGUCGCCCAACCCUAUGGCCCAGCAGCCCUUCAUGGCUACAGUCACACAGCUGCAGAAUUCACAUAUGUACGCGCACAAGCAGGAACCCCCUCAGUAUUCCCACACGUCCCGGUUCCCUUCGGCCAUGGUGGUUACGGAUGCCAGCAGCAUCAGUUCAUUAACCAAUAUGUCUUCCAGUAAACAGUGUCCACUACAAGCUUGGUGAUACCGCUCCACACACCGCUUCCUUGCUUCUACAAACUAGAAAUGGCAUUUUUGACCUCAUCCUGCCAGUAACCGAUGGUGGAGUCUUGGGGCCAGGCGGGUUGACCACAGUGGUGAGAUUGUCCGGCAUCGUUCACACCAGACAACUCAACCCAGAGAGAGGGUCAAAGACAACAGCUUUCGGAGACCUGUUGCCACAGGAGCAAAAAAUUGUGUCUGCGUGGGCCUGCUCCUCCGAGGCAGCACUUUCCCCACAGUAUUUACCAAGGCUUUUUGUCUUCAGGAUUUUGAAAGUAUUGGCCUUCCCGGGGGCAUUGGUUUCUUGCGAGAGAGAGAGAGACGAAAGAACAAAAUGGUGACCGGACUGAGAAGGAGCUUGGAGAGCGUGCAAAGCAGAAGAUCAAUCAUAUUUAUAAAGUUGCAUUCCUCUGCCAGAAUGAAUUGGAGAAAGAGAGAGAAAAACUGGGGCUGUUACUUCAGGUUGAAAAAGAGGGGCCAUCGAACUGAGCCGUCCGAAAUGUAUAUAGAGAAACUCAAUUUCCUUGGCUCUUCCCUCGCCUUCUCCGCGGCCUACUGAAAGAGAUUUAUAUUAAAGAAAAUUAACAUUGUCCAAUGCAUGUAUAAAGAAAUUAAGUGCAAUGUUCCACGUUUGUACAUAGCAACAUGCAAUCUCUUAUUAAGCCUUCCUUUUGUUGGUUUUGUACAUUUGCAAUGUGCCUUGAUUUUGAGUUUGGCCUUUCAUGAGAAAGAAGAACACAAAACUAUCCAAGGAUGGUUUGGGGAAAAACAGGGAUGGCCUUAGUGUUUUUUUUACCAUUCUGGGCAUCAAAAUCAAGGCUAGGAAAUAAAGCAUCAGCUACUAGAAAUAAAGGGGUAGUCCUUCAUAAAAUAUAUAAGCCAUCCCUUUCCAAUUUCCUCUAACUUUAGCCAAAUCCUGGUACCUCUGUAGUCUUUUAAAACUAGUUAAAAAAGAAAGGAGAGGGGAAUAAUGGGAUCAACUCUCUUCCUCAGAUUCACAUUUCGCAUCCAGAUCAGGAGUGGACUGACAUGCAUGAAAGCUCAUGCUAAAAUAAAUCAGUCUGAAAGGUGCUGCUUGAUUCUUUCAUCCCCCUCCCUUUCCAAAGACUAACACGGUUAACUCUUUGCAAGCUAAAAGUAGUUAGGAAAGCUGUAGAAUCAAUAUACAGAGAGAUCUUGUAGCACCUUUGAGACUCACUGAAAGAAAGAAGUUGGCAGCAGGAGCGUUCACAGACUUCACUAAAUGCACCUGAGAAAGUAGACCGAAGUCUACGAAAGCUCCUGCCAACUUCUUUCUUUCAGUCAGUCUCAAAGGUGCUACAAGAUCUCUGCAUACUGAUCCUAUAGACUAACACAGCUAUAUCUUUGAAUCCUAUCAGUUUGUAGCAGUUGAAGUAAGAAGAAGCUGGAGAGGAAAGUGGGAGAAGUAGAGAGAAAGUGGCUCAUUUUAAAAGCAUCUGAAAAAGCUGGUUGACAGAGGAAUAACUGGGACUGUCCCAGCCAAACUGGGACAGAUGGAGAGUAUGCUAACAUAUGCAUAAAACCACAAUGGUGCCCUUAGACUUAGCAAUCUAAAACGAUGUGAAGUCGAAGGCUUUCAUGGCCAGCAUCCAUAAUUUCUUGUGGGUUUUUCGGGCUAUCUAAAAAGGCACAGCACAGGGGGAAAAUGAAAAGGGGCUAACGCUUAUUCUGUUUUCCUAGGGGGAGAUAUACGGGAGAAGGUUUGAAUGAUCUGGGCUCAGGAUUCAGAAGUAGAAGAGGAGCUACUCAUCUCCAGAUGUACAUUAUACAGGCCUGGAAUUCAAAGAUAUAGCCGUGUUAGUCUGGAGAAGCAGUAUGCAGGGACGUCUUGCAGUGCCUUUGAAACGAAUGGAAAGAAAGAAGUUUGCAAGCAUGAUUUUUCAUAGGCUUAAGUUUACUUCUUCAAAUGCAUCGGAGGAAGUAGACUGAAGUCUAGGAAAGCUCAUGCUGCCAACUUCUUUCAGUGAGUCUCAAAGGUGCUUCAAGACCUCUCUGCAUACUCAUUAUAUAGACCUAGUAUCUGCCCCAAGUCAAGCCUAGUAGCCAAGAUCCAAGCCUAAAACCCUUGUCUGGAUCCCGCUACAUAAAACAUGGCUUCCUCUCUCCCAGUAAUUUUAGGGUGUCCAAAGAGGCAAAAGGCACCAGAUCAUGUCUGAUCUUGGAAGCUAAGCAGAGUCAGCCCUGUUUAGCUUUGGCUGGGAGACCAUCAACGAAACCAAGUUGAGUCACCCUUAUCUGCAAUUCUGAAAUCCAAAAUACUCCAAAAUCCAAAAAUUGUCUGCAUGGGCAGCUGAGAUAGUGACCCCUUCGCUUUCCGAUGGUUGAACGUACACAAACUUUGUUUCAUGCACAAAAUUAUUAAACACGUUGGGUAUAAAA
This is a messenger RNA of Sceloporus undulatus (fence lizard), 4300 nucleotides long. Its product is annotated as hepatocyte nuclear factor 1-beta-like. The record is from RefSeq and is a predicted model, not a curated record. Gene Ontology annotation, cellular component: nucleus. Gene Ontology annotation, molecular function: DNA-binding transcription factor activity, RNA polymerase II-specific; RNA polymerase II cis-regulatory region sequence-specific DNA binding. Gene Ontology annotation, biological process: positive regulation of DNA-templated transcription; pancreas development; insulin secretion. Lineage: Eukaryota; Metazoa; Chordata; Lepidosauria; Squamata; Phrynosomatidae.